AUGCACAUUAUCGGCUUGUAUCCUAACGUCAAUAAAGUUGGUCUCUUUUGGGGUUUUUUCAGAGCUGUGGUAGUCGGAUCUCUGCUAUUGUUUCAUACUGUCGGUCUCUUUGUAUCUUCUGCGUAUUUGUACGAAAUCAACUUCAUUUACUUCAGCACAUCUCUCCACUACUCCUUGAUUGUAGGAAUAUCUUUUCUCUACGUAUUACAUUUCAAUACAAAUCGUCAUUACUUUGCUAGAUACCAUUCUAGGAUGUAUUUCAACUUUUAUGAUUACCAUGAGGAAAUCACAGUUGAAAUCAGAGACUUGAUCAAAAAGGGUAAAAAGGAGAAGAUAAGAUUAACUAUAUUGCCCGUAUUUUCGACAUUGGCAGCGGUUUGUGUUUUACUCCUGGCUCCGAUUUUGGACAAGUAUGGGACUUUUGACUUCGACAUCGAAACUUCCAUCAACUUCAACCUUCCUCUGCCUAUGGUCUACGUCUUCGAUUCCUCCACUAGAGCAGGCUACCUGGUGGCUCUUACCCAUCAACUCUUAUCGGCGAUGCUGUGUGGUGUGGUCCUCGGAGGUACGGGAUACUCCUUCAUAGCCACCGCUUCCACUAUCGCUACCCAGAUGAGAAUACUGAUAAAUCGACUUGAUACUAUAGAGUCAAGAGCUUUGUCUAUGUAUGAGGCAAAGUAUGGCCCGAAUCCAGCUCAGAACGAUUACGAUUUGUACAGAGAUGAAAAGUUCUCGAAAUGUCUAGAGAACUGA
Molecule: messenger RNA, 753 nt
Organism: Nezara viridula (southern green stink bug)
Lineage: Eukaryota; Metazoa; Arthropoda; Insecta; Hemiptera; Pentatomidae
Source: the annotation of a GenBank genome assembly